Morus notabilis is the source of this 2337-nucleotide messenger RNA. RefSeq names its product peroxisomal fatty acid beta-oxidation multifunctional protein AIM1. The transcript has 18 exons. The record is from RefSeq and is a predicted model, not a curated record. Lineage: Eukaryota; Viridiplantae; Streptophyta; Magnoliopsida; Rosales; Moraceae. Gene Ontology annotation, biological process: fatty acid beta-oxidation. The coding region runs from base 149 to 2137 and encodes 662 amino acids. Gene Ontology annotation, molecular function: NAD+ binding; (3S)-3-hydroxyacyl-CoA dehydrogenase (NAD+) activity. Gene Ontology annotation, cellular component: peroxisome.
GCUCAUAAAAAAAACAAAACAAAAAAAUAUCAAUAUCAAUAUAAUAAAAGCUUUUUCCUGCGAUAUUUAUCAGCGUGGAAAGAAAAACCAAAGCUGUUCUUUUGAUCUUCUUCAUAUUCAUCUUCAUCUUUAUCUUCUCGGAAACGCCAUGGCUAGGGCUACUGUCACCAUGGAGGUCGGAAACGACGGCGUCGCUGUCAUCGCCAUCUCGAAUCCGCCUGUUAACGCCUUGGCAAUUCCCAUCAUCGCUGGAUUGAAGGAAAAGUUCGAUGAGGCGACGAGGAGAAAUGAUGUGAGAGCUAUUGUUUUGACUGGCAAAGGAGGGAGAUUUUCGGGUGGGUUUGACAUUAACGUUUUCGAGAAAGUUCACAAGACCGGGGAUGUUUCGCUUAUGCCUGAUGUUUCUGUUGAUCUUGUGGUCAACGUGAUUGAAGAUUCCAAGAAACCAAUUGUUGCUGCCAUAGAAGGACUUGCUCUUGGAGGCGGCCUAGAAUUAGCAAUGGGAUGCCAUGCUCGUGUUUCAGCUCCCAGAGCUCAACUUGGCUUGCCAGAGCUUUCACUUGGUAUUAUUCCGGGGUUCGGAGGCACGCAGCGUCUUCCAAGGCUUAUUGGGCUGUCAAAGGCAGUUGAAAUGAUGCUGCCAAAAAAUUGUGUAGAGACAUAUUACAAUCUCUUUAACAGCCUCUGCCUAUCACCUGGCAACAUCAAGUCGUGCCACCUGUUUAUGACUAUGCUAGUAGCUGUAUUUUCAUUGCAGGAAGCAAGAGAUUUUAAGAAGUUGGUUCUAUCAGACACCUCAAAAGGUCUUGUUCAUGUCUUCUUUGCACAACGUGCGACGUCUAAGGUACCAAAGGUUACUGAUAUAGGGCUUAAACCAAGGCCCAUAAAGAAGGUUGCUAUCAUUGGAGGAGGUCUGAUGGGCUCCGGCAUAGCUACAGCUUUUAUUCUGAGCAAUAUUAGUGUUGUUCUCAAGGAAAUCAAUAAUGAAUAUCUUCUAAAGGGCAGAAAAAUGAUAGAAGCAAAUGUUCAGGUCUUGGUAUCAAAAGGGAAGCUCCCACGGGAUAAGGCAGACAAGGCACUCUCACUACUUAAAGGUGUUCUGGAUUACACAGAAUUUAGAGACGUUGAUAUGGUCAUAGAGGCUGUUAUUGAAAACAUCUCUCUUAAGCAAACAAUAUUUAGUGAAAUUGAGAAAGCUUGCCCUUCUCACUGCAUAUUGGCAAGUAAUACAUCUACCAUUGACCUUCGUCUAGUUGGGGAAAAAACAAGUUCACAAGAUCGCAUUUUGGGGGCACAUUUUUUCAGUCCCGCUCAUGUGAUGCCUCUCCUCGAGAUUGUGCGGACAGAGAAGACUUCACCACAAGUGAUUCUUGAUCUUAUGACGGUUGGAAAAAUCAUAAAAAAGGUUCCUGUAGUGGUGGGGAACUGCACCGGCUUUGCAGUUAAUCGAACUUUCUUCCCGUACUCGCAAGGAGCUCAUAUUUUGGUCAAUUUAGGUGUGGACGUUUUCAGAAUUGACAGGGUGAUCACCAAGUUUGGCCUCCCUCUGGGCCCAUUCCAACUUCAAGACUUAGCGGGAUAUGGAGUAUUUAUUUCAACUUCAAAAGAAUUUAUUAAUGCAUUCCCUGAGCGAACAUUUAAGUCACCAUUGAUUGAGCUCUUAGUGCAAAGCGGAAGAAAUGGUAAAAACAAUGGAAAAGGAUAUUACAUUUAUGAAAAGGGAAGCCAGCCAAAGCCCGAUCUGACAAUACUGCCAAUUAUCGAGGAGUCUCGGCAACUCACGAACAUUAUGCCAGGCAAAAAGCCCAUAUCUGUAACAGACCAAGAAAUUGUGGAGAUGAUACUCUUUCCUGUGGUGAAUGAGGCAUGCCGUGUUUUGGAAGAAGGAAUAGUUGUCCGAGCAUCAGACCUUGACAUUGCAUCUGUUCUUGGGAUGAGUUUCCCGUCCUACCGGGGUGGUAUUGUUUGUUGGGCAGAUAUGGUUGGACCUAGGCAUGUUUAUUCAAGUCUAAAGAAAUGGUCUGAAGCAUAUGGUGACUUCUUUAAACCAUCAAGGUAUCUGGAAGAACGAGCGACAAAAGGCAUACCGCUGAGUGAACCUUCUUCGUCAUCAGUGACUUCAAGGGCAAGAUUGUAAGCAACAAAAGCUCUCUGGUCCUCGACUUAAGUGGUUCUUAGGGUUGACGAGAUUGUGUUGUCUCUUCCUAAUAAUAUAGUUAAAAUAAAUGCUAUCAGAAUUCACUCCAAAGAUGUACACUCUUAUAUUAUCUACCUCUUGAGAAGGCUGUUCUGUAAAAUAUACUAUUGGGAAGUGUAUUAGAGCAUCUCCAAGUUAAA